This is a messenger RNA of Eutrema salsugineum, 1187 nucleotides long. RefSeq lists its product as uncharacterized. The transcript has 9 exons. The record is from RefSeq and is a predicted model, not a curated record. The coding region runs from base 134 to 1048 and encodes 304 amino acids. NCBI's taxonomy places the organism in Eukaryota, Viridiplantae, Streptophyta, Magnoliopsida, Brassicales, Brassicaceae.
GAGCCUAAUUUUCUGGGCUAUUAUUGGGUAUUUUUACGAGCAUUUAUGGGUCCUUGGAGCUGUUCUAAACACAAAACACUGUUACCUUAUGGAGUGAUCAAAGUGUCAUUUCCUCGAACACUUGGUGUGCGCAAUGAAAGGAAGCAAGGCCAAUCUCUCUUCACUAGCGGAGAAAUGCAAAACUAUAAUCGUUUCGAACUGGCAAGGGUACCUAAAUACCAUCAAACCCGAAGAUAAAGCAAGUAUAAUACAUACAUCAAAGGUUAAGUACGUGCUGAGACGUGGAAAGCCUUAUCUCUGGGUUCCAGAAAGCGAACCGCACAAUGUCAACAUAAUGUUUGAUGAACGUGGAUCCUUUUCUAUUGCUCAUCCGUGUCCUCGUCCCCUUGCUCCUUUGUUAAAGUUAAUAGGAAAGCUUCCGAACCGGGUUGCUAUUACCGGAGAAAUCAUCCCUGUCAAAGAGAAAAGGAUUGAGGCGGUGAAUAAAUAUGUCGAGGAUGCUAUACAAACAGAGAUGCGAGCGAUUAGCAACUUCCCAAACUCAGUCUGCAGUAUCUUCAAUUCUUCCAACCAGAUGUAUGCCUCCCGAUGCGAGAGUCUUAAAGCACUGGUCGAUGGUGGAAAUGAGAAAUACGUUAUUUAUAAGUUUGUUCCCAGCUCAUGUAUGCUUAUUGACCCGAAUGGUGACAAGAAAGAAAUAGACUUGAAGGUUUUGGAACUGUCAAAAGCAGAUCCUCUAGGGGUUUGGUCUACAAAACUUGUGGAUGGAAUCAAUAAGAACGAAUCGAGAAGAAGGGCUUUGAUUCUUUUCUGUUUAUACUAUCUCGAUAUAAACGCCAGGGAUGCUUAUAUGGUAUCUGUGGAUAAGAAAGGUUUCGACUUGUUGGGAAAGGUACCGAGUGAAGAAGCAGCUGGAGAUGAGUAUCAAUGGAGAGAGUUUAGGUUUGAGUUCGAAGAAGAGGUGAAAGACGUUGAAGCAUUUUGCCAUCAGCUUGUGGGAAUGGAACAAGAGGUUGUGAACAAGUUCACUAACCAUACUGGUUUGUGAUUUUCAAUUGUUUUGUCAAGAAUCACGAUUCAAAAAAAAACGAAACAUAUUAUUAUCACUCUUGUUCUUGCCUGAAUCUAUCAAAUGGAAAAAAAAUCACUUUAAUAUAAGAAUAUGAAAGUUCUUCCAUCUAUUUGUA